Anoplopoma fimbria (sablefish) is the source of this 2601-nucleotide messenger RNA. RefSeq lists its product as uncharacterized. The coding region runs from base 16 to 1362 and encodes 448 amino acids. Gene Ontology annotation, molecular function: GTP binding; GTPase activity. The record is from RefSeq and is a predicted model, not a curated record. The transcript has 12 exons. Lineage: Eukaryota; Metazoa; Chordata; Actinopteri; Perciformes; Anoplopomatidae.
GCGGCUGUGCUCACAAUGUCGGGCAGAAAGCCUCGGUCUGUGGCAAACCCUCUGGAGUCUGCGAUCACCACACCGAGUGAGAGGAUCCUGAAAGAAUGCCACAGUUUAUAUGUCGACAGCGAAAACGGCCUGGUGAAGAUAGCCAGCAGCCUUGGAGUCCGACUCCUUCCUCCCAGAAAGAAGAUCAUUGUGAUGAUAAUGGGUAACCACUCUGCAGGGAAGAGCUCCUUCAUUAACUGGUAUGCGGAGGAGCACAUACAGAAAGCAGGUGUUGCCAUUGAAACACAGGGGUUUACGUUCAUCACAAGUGGUCGCAAAAGAGAAUCACUGACGGGGAAUGCAACGCUUCAUCUCUAUCCUCACUUUCGACCACUCCUUGAGUUCAAAGGUGUUAUGGACUAUCUGUCUGCUGAGAUCUCCACAUCCAAGCAGAAGAAGUUCAGUCUGGUGACAUUUGUGGACACACCGGGUUUGGUGGACGGAGACAUGGUCUACCCUUUUGAUGUCAACAGGGCCAUCACAUGGUUGGGAGAGCAGGCCGAUUUGAUAUUUGUGUUCUUUGACCCAAUGGGCCAGGCGCUCUGCAAACGCACACUCAACAUUGUAGAAAAUCUGAGUGAGAAAUGUGGAGACAAACUAUUGUUCUACCUCAGCAAGGCUGAUGAAGCUGGCAAGGAAACAGAUAGACAGAGGGUGAUGAUGCAGAUAGUCCAGGAGCUGUGUCGCCGCCCAGGUCUCAACAAAUGUGGUUUUGAUAUGCCAACAAUAUACAUCCCCAAUCCACAAAGGCCGAGCCGCUGUGUGAACCAGAUCGAUGGGGUGUGUCAGACCAUCGAGAAGACCAUCAACCAGGCUGUUCAAAAGACUUUGGAUCAGCUGGAGAAGGACUGUGACCUUAUUUGUUCCACCAUCAGCAGCAGACUGGAGCAGGACAGGGCUGAUGUGACUCACAACAAAAGCGUCCGUCUUCACUCCUUUUUGUGUGGCGCUCUGGGUAUUUUCCUCCCGGUCUUCUUUAUCCUCAGUUUCAUUGUGAACACAGUCUCCAAAGAGCAGCUAGAUGAGCUGCUGGGUGAAGGACCGGCCCGGACAAUCUCCAUCUUCACAGGAAUAGUGAUGUAUUUAUGGGACUGGAUACCAGAAGAUGGACAAGUAGUGUUUGUCAUCAUUUUUGGAGCUUUUUGCUACAUCCUGCUUUUCCUAGCAAAGCAUUUUGCAGGCCGAGGGAAUAAGACUCUGAUGAAGAAAGAGAAGAGGACGAUGGCAGAGUACAGUGAUUAUAUCCAGGAUAUCGUCAAAACUAAGAAGGGGAAACUGUAUGAGUGGUACCUCCAGCAGUGUGCAGCAGAAUAUGACCUCUGACCCUGGGUAAGACAGUUUACACCUGCGUUUUGCCGUUUUGCAACAAGAUUGUUGUGAAAACCGACUAAUCUGCAUCAUUAUGUGUUUCUAGUGGAAUCAGUGGGACUUUCUAAUUAAAUGAUGAACCACCAAAUGAUCAGGUUUCUCUCCUCUCAGUCAGGAAGGUAUAACCUCUAAAUGCAGCAGAUAUCACUGCCAACAUUUAUCAUCUCAAGAGCUUCCAUUAAAGAUUAAGUGCCUUAAUUAGUUAGUACAGGAGAUGCAGUGAUUUUUAGUCGUUUGAUGAAAACAAUUUCAUAAUGUGAAUUUUUUUUUUCUUCAGUUUUUUGUAGUUCAUAAAAGUUGAUGCCAGGAAAAAGUGUUUACAACCUUAUUUUUCCUAAUUUCUUCAUGAAUAAGUUGCAGCUGCUUUCAUCCAGAAAACCGUCUGGCAGCCCGUUGUCAAUGUUGUCAUGUGGUCGGAAUCCUUAACUCUCACAGCACCGUCCUGAAGUCUGUCAUGUUGUCUUUACAAGGUGCUAGAAUUUCAUACACUUGUGUUCGACUGUUAGCAAUUAUAGAACAACCAAUGCUGUGAUAAAACUUGGGCAUUAUGGAACGGACAUUUUGUCAAAUUUUCAUAACAAUAAGAAGCUUUCUCAUGUCUUUAAAGCGUCUUGCUCCAUGUUUUUUUUGUUGUUUAAAUUGUACAGCCAUCAAAUAUUAUCAUUGAUAAAUCGUUAUCAUGUUGACCACAGUCAAGACCUGUGAUUUAGGUACUUUAUUACUACAGUAUAGUAAAACUGGUUAGCUGUGAAGUCUGUCCCUGCACUGAUGUGUAUCUCCUAGUUGUUAGUGAACGCUGAACCCUUCAUGCUUUAUAGAUCUGUGUAACUCAGAUCUAGUGUUAUGACUACAACACCAUGUAAGGCCUUCACUCCAGUUUUUAUAGAUGUAUUUAUCAGUCUUCAAGGUGCUUUUUACCCAAAUAAUGUAGAAGAACCUCUACGGGCUGUUUGCAAUAUCAUUGUGAACACUGUGUUAGUUUGUAUUGUGUGUGUUAGAUGCCUCCCAGGUAUUGUCCUCAUAUGAAAAAUCUUUGUUUUAUGAAAUAUUUCAUUUAGAAAUUUGUGAAACAUGUAUGUGUGUGAAUGUAUCUAUUCUGUGUGAUUUUCCACAAAUAUUUUUAUUGUAUGAAAGCCAGGCUCAACUUACAAGAUGUUUUUAAGUUAUCCCGACUCAAAGAAUGAAGAACUUGCA